AGUAAUGGUAUAUCCCACGUAGGUCACGCAGAGGUCGUCCAACAUGGCGGCACCAGCUCGAAAAUCUGUGGAGUUUUUCUACGACGUUUUGUCGCCGUACACAUGGCUGGCGUUCGAGGUGAUGUGCCGCUACCAACAGAAGUGGAACAUCGACCUGAAACUGAGACCGUUCUUUCUUUCUGGGAUCAUGCAGGGGGCAGACAACCGUCCCCCCGGCAUGGUCCCAGCCAAGGCCACCUACAUGGGGCAGGACCUGAAGAGGCUGACAGACAUGUACCAGGUGCCCUUCAACAUGCCCAGCAACCCUGCAGAGGUCAUGUUCAUCAAGGGGUCCAUCAACGCAGGCAGGUUCCUCACAGCAGUGGACAUGAACUGUGACCAGUACUUGGAGGAGUUGACAAGGCAGUUGUUCCUGAGGAUUUACUACCGAGACGAGGACAUCACAGAACCUGCCAGUCUGAUGGCUGCAGCAGCCAAAGCCGGCAUCCCGGAGGAUCUGACCAAGCAGCUUCUCUCCACCCUCAAGGACCAGGCGGUCAAGGACCGGCUCCGACAGACCACGCAGGCGGCAUUGGACCACGGCGCGUUCGGCUCCCCGACCAUCGUGGCGCACAUCGACGGGAAAGCGCAGAUGUUCUUUGGGUCGGACAGGUUAGAGCUGAUGGCGCACAUGCUGGGGGAGAAAUGGUACGGUCCGCUGCCUGAACUGGCCAAGGCCAAGAUGUGAACUGUCACAGUUGUCGUACAAUAGGUUUUAUAAAGUACAGCAAAGUUAGGACAUUUCAAAGAGUCAUGUAUGUGUUGAACAAUAUCAGUUGGCUCUGUAAACUUCUCUUAUUACAGAAGAAAAUUGUUGAGGGAUCGUUGUUGAUGGUAGAAAAUUUGAUGGGUCAGACAAAGAAAUCGUAAGACAAAUUUGACUAGGCCUUUAAACGUGAAGUUGUCAUGCUGUGAGAAAGUCAGUUUAUCUCUCAGCUGGCAGUGAUUGGCAGGUAGUUGAUGGUGUGACUUAUUGCCUGAACUUGCCAAAACCAAAGUUGAUAGAAUUACUAUAACCUCUACCAGGCUCCGUGGUUCGGAUGAUGGUUCCACUCGGCCCGCUGACUCCCCUAGCAUACUAUUGACCCUAUUUGUCUAAUUGUUUAUUUUUCCAAUUUCAACAAUUAGACCACCAAACCAUGGAGCCUGGUAGAGGCUAGAAUUACUAUGCUAUGACAGGUCUGAUGUACACUGUACAUGUCUGAACUGGUAGUGAUUUGAUGGUGGGAUUAUGGAAUGAGCCAACGUUGUACAGGCCACUGCCACAAGUUGCCAGGCCUUAAAAUUGCUGUGUGAAUGAAGCUGCUAUCAUAUCAAUACUUUAUUAUGCUGAGUUAAUCUGUAAACUGUUACUAAUUAAGUGUUAAGGAUUGACUUGUGAGGUAGCCUUUUGCACCAAGUUUGUAUCGUAGGAAGCAGAGAAGAUAAAAGAGACUUGAUUUUGUUUACCUCAUCAUGUAAUGAUACAGGACCUCUGUCAGCAGUUAAAAUGUAUGGACAUUGAUGAAGCUUUCUCAAUAUUUCGAUUAUGAAAUGUGUGAAUAUAAAUGUUAUGUCAUUUAUUGCUGCAGCAUUGUUGCUUUGUUGACAUUCCAAUGAUAUACACAAAAUUUAA
Molecule: messenger RNA, 1654 nt
Organism: Branchiostoma floridae (Florida lancelet)
Lineage: Eukaryota; Metazoa; Chordata; Leptocardii; Amphioxiformes; Branchiostomatidae
Product: glutathione S-transferase kappa 1-like
Exons: 4
Coding region: 44-727 (227 amino acids)
Biological process (GO): glutathione metabolic process
Cellular component (GO): mitochondrion; peroxisome
Molecular function (GO): glutathione peroxidase activity; glutathione transferase activity
Source: RefSeq, a predicted model, not a curated record